AUGGUGAAUUGGGUUAUGAGUUGUGUUACCUCAACAUCUUACUCGAUCAGCAUUAAUGGAGAAAUUCAUGGGUAUUUUAAGGGCCAAAGGGGGUUAAGACAGGGUGACCCCAUAUCUCCGUACUUGUUCACGCUAGUCAUGGAAGUUCUCACGUCCAUUCUUCAGCAUGCGGCAGCUAAUCACAAUACCUUUCGGUUUCAUAAUAAUUGCCAGAGACAAAAAAUCAUCAACUUGUGUUUCGCUGAUGACUUGUUUUUGUUUGCCAGAGCCAACUUCGAAUCGGUAAAAAUCAUUAUGGAGUCGCUAAAUAGUUUCAGGGACAUGUCUGGGCUCAUUCCUAGCUUGAGCAAAAGCACUUCUUUCUUCUGUAAUGUCCCAGCUCGAGUAAAGAACCAGAUCUUGUCCUUAGUUCCGUUUCCAGAAGGAGCGUUGCCUAUUAAGUAUCUUGGAGUGCCGCUGAUUGCUUCUAGAUUGCUUAAAAGUGAUUGCAAGGUGUUGGUUGAGAGGAUUGCUAAAAAGCUUUUAGAUUGGAAGACAAAAUUCUUAUCUUUUGCAGGGAGGCUCCAGUUGGUUAACUCAGUUUUAGCGGCUAUGUAUUCUUAUUGGGCUGCCGUUUUCUGUCUCCCAGCUAGUAUCAUCAAAAGCAUAGAGAGGAUUAUGAAAGAUUUCCUGUGGAGUCACGGAUCUUCGGGUUCGAAAAGAGCGAAGGUGGCGUGGAAGGAUAUUUGUCUCCCUAAGUCUGAAGGGGGGCUGGGUAUUAGAAAGGUUUCGGAUGUCAACAAGUCUUUAAUGACCUUUCAUAUCUAUAGUAUUGUCUCGGGUCGGAAAUCGUUGUGGGUGGAGUGGAUUCAGGCUCAUCGGCUUCAAGGUAGGAGUUUUUGGGAUGUUAAGGUGCCGCAAAGCUCAACAUGGGGUUGGCGGAAGCUUUUGUCUUUCAGGAGCUUGGUCCGCAAAUUUUUUUGGAAGAAAAUUGGUAAUGGUGAGUCUACGUCUUUAUGGCAUGAUACUUGGUGCAACCAGUGCCCGCUCAGCCGUUAUGUCUCUACCAGAAACAUGUAUCAACAUGGCUUAUCGAUUUAUUCAAAAGUAGCUGAGGUUGUGCAUAAUGGCAUUUGGUCUUGGCCUGAGGCCUGGCGGGAUCUUUUUCCGGUUUUAUUCCAGCUCAAUCCGAUCUAUAUCGUUCCCAACAAGCAAGAUGUCACACUUUGGAGAUCUGAUGGAGGUAAACUCAUGUCGUUCUCUUCUAAGCUGGUAUGGGAAGCUAUUCGUGCUCGAGGUCAAGAAAUGACAUGGUCAAAGAUUGUGUGGUCGGGUUUUUUGGAUGCUAUCAAGGAGAAGUCUAGUAUGAAGAUGGUGCCUAACAAGUGGGUUGACAUUGUUGGAUGGUUGCUGCCGAAAGCGACCUCAAGGUCCCUAAAUUCGGUUAUUGGUAAACUUCUUAUCAAGGCGACUGCGUAUUUUGUAUGGCAAGAAAGAAAUUACAGGUUUUUCAACAAUCCAUUAAGACCGCCUGAGGUGCUAAUAAAUGUCAUUACUGACAACGUGAGGCUGAAGUUACUAUCAUUCAACUACAAGGAUAAGCCGCAUGUGAGGAAAAUCUUGGAAGAUUGGAAGCUGAGCUCCGUUGAGUUCUUCGGCGAGACCUGA
Molecule: messenger RNA, 1647 nt
Organism: Helianthus annuus (common sunflower)
Lineage: Eukaryota; Viridiplantae; Streptophyta; Magnoliopsida; Asterales; Asteraceae
Exons: 2
Coding region: 1-1647 (548 amino acids)
Source: RefSeq, a predicted model, not a curated record